UCAAUUUCGAGCUCACAGUGCUGCAGGGGAUCUUUAUGAAUAUGAUCAGACAUCAAAACCUCCAUGGAAGAAGCACAUUCGAAGAGAACAAUCGAGAGAGGAUACAUUUUUGGCUCCAUUUAGGGGAUGCAGUUUACAUGGACUAAUUGGCGCUCACUCAGUAUCUCUCUUUCUCUUAACAAAGGGAGGAGAGUUGGUCGAAAGACGGUUACACCAGAGGAAAUGGAAGUGGGUGGUCCAUGGAAAUCCUAAAGGCCAUCUACUGUCAUCCAUCACUUGCAUAUCUCAAGAUGAAUAUAAUGAGAAUUCGAACUCGUUGUUUCUUACAACAGCAGCCGGAUCCAUUUUCGAAUAUCAAAUUCCUAAGUAUUCAGAUCAAGAAGCCAAAGAGAAUUGGGCGAAUCAUAUGCAUCCUCCAAAUGGAAAAGCUGCUAGAGGUAUUGCAGGUCUACAUUUACAAGUUGGGAGGAUGAUUUUCCCACUGGACGACGGCAGGCUUGCAGAACUACACUUAUUAGGCCUUGGCGGCGAAAAUUUAGGCCCAAACUCUCAGGUUUAUACCCGGAGAAAACAAUCGUACAAGUAUGUUUGGUCAGUAUUAGACGCCCCAGAAACUGAAGGAUGGAAUGCAGAGUAUUGUGCGGAAGAUCGUGGGCCAUCAAAUUGCAUCAUCGGCACAAAAGAUGAGUUAAAUGGUGUAGCUAAUACCAGAUCGAGUUCAAGAAGGCGAAAGGACGUAAAUCCCCAACAGAAUUACUUAUCAGUAGGUGCACCAGAUAAUAGUAUGUCAGCAAUUUCAAUGGAAGAGUAUAAUAUCCCAGAUAACUGGAUCAAGAACUUUCGCCUCCGACUAAUGCAGGGAGGCAAAUCAUUUUUUCUGAUUACAGACAGCGGGUUGACAUUCGAAUAUUUGAAUACAGAAAAUGUAUGGUUCUGGCUGAGGCAUGAGCAUCCAACUGCAAUGAAAGGUGCACUCGGAACCUACAACGGAAGCAUUUUUUUGGUCGAUGAGAAUGGGAGUUUGCUUAUCAGAGAAAGAAACAGCACUGAUCUGACAUGGAUAAAUUGCACUGCUAUGAGAAAAGGAAAGCAAGUAGUUGGGGGUCCACCAUGGGACAAUGUACCAGGACGAGCACCAAAAGCUAAAGCAGAAGAUGCAAUUUUCUUUGUUAGCAAAACUGGGAGAUUAUUACAAUUCUCAGUUGCACUGAGGAAGUUCAAAUGGAAAGACUGCAAAAAUCCUCCAAAUACUAAAAUUGCAUAUAUAGUAGAUCAAGAAGGGUUCAGAGAAAACAUAGUAUUCAUUAUCGGGAGAAACAAUCGUCUAUACCAAUACAACAAAGUUACGGAACUAUGGCACGAGCAUUACCAAUCCCAACAUUUAGUUCUAUCAAGAUCCCCUGGAACUGCUACGAGAUCAUCAUCAGUGUCGUUGAAGGGCUCGAUUUUCAUGCUUUCUGACGAGGGGGGACUCGUGGAAUAUCAAUGGAAUCCAUAUGAUGGUUGGAACUGGAUAGAACAUGGAACUCCAUGUACGAAUGUGACCUUGGUUGGAUCACCUGGACCUUGUUUUGGAGGAACUGAACUGUUCUUAAUAGGUUCAGAUGGUAAUGUUUAUUUAAGGUACUUCGAUCAAAGAACAUGGAAAUGGAGGGAUUGUGGCUUUCCUUACCUAGGAAAUAAAAUCGAUAACAAUGAGAGACAGGUCGAAGAAAAAUCAAGAGAUGAAGAAAUUUGUAUAGACAAAGAUUUUGAUGCUAGUUUUGAGAAAGUUGAAGAAAACCUUCAAGCUACAAACAAAAACUGUGAUCUAAAGGUAGCGUCUACACGACCAAUUCCAUUCAAUGAAGAUUCAGUCAUAUUCGAGUUAAGAGAUGGUCGCUUAGCAGAAAUACGACGAAUAGGAGACAAGAAUUGGGAAUGGAUGCGUACCAUUGGCACUCCGACAAGCUUGUGCAUGGCGAACUUCUGGACUUCCUUGGCAUCAUAAGGACAAUCUAUGGGACGAUUGGUAAGUGGAUUGAACAAUACUGGAUAGUCGUGUCCCUUGCGAACAUAUCUCAGAGAUUAGCACAAGACAUCCAUAAUUGAAAAACAUAGCCAUUUAUUGAGGAAAAGAGAUAGUAAUUGAGUAAGACAAAAGCAACAAAACUUUAUACAAAGCUGUACAGUUACUAUACUACA
Olea europaea var. sylvestris is the source of this 2184-nucleotide messenger RNA. RefSeq lists its product as uncharacterized. The record is from RefSeq and is a predicted model, not a curated record. Bases 407 to 1990 code for a protein of 527 amino acids. The transcript has 6 exons. Lineage: Eukaryota; Viridiplantae; Streptophyta; Magnoliopsida; Lamiales; Oleaceae.